Messenger RNA from Osmerus eperlanus (European smelt), 1552 nucleotides. RefSeq names its product transmembrane protein 119b (gene tmem119b). Gene Ontology annotation, cellular component: plasma membrane. The coding region runs from base 170 to 1084 and encodes 304 amino acids. Gene Ontology annotation, biological process: positive regulation of osteoblast proliferation; ossification; positive regulation of bone mineralization. The record is from RefSeq and is a predicted model, not a curated record. The transcript is spliced from 2 exons. NCBI's taxonomy places the organism in Eukaryota, Metazoa, Chordata, Actinopteri, Osmeriformes, Osmeridae.
CUCCGGGCUGAAAUCUGAAACUGUAGAAGUUGAAAGUCUUAGGUGAGGAGCACGGACGCGUCUCUCUCUCUCUCUCUCUCUUCGAGUCGCCUUUUCGCUUCUGGACUCAAUUUCACUCCUGCUCUGUCCCCGUGGUUCCAAAGGGAGUCUUUUCAGUGUGACCACUUCUAUGACGGCUCUGCCAGAGAUGAUGCUCCUUAUGGCCACGUCUGGGUUGACGUGGUGGAGCAGCUGUCUGGCCACACCCCUCCCGUUCAACUUGUCACUGGAGGGCAGUGCAGAGGUGGAGGAGCUGGUCCCCACCUUUUCCAUACCUGGAACAAAUGGCCCCGGCACCGAGUUCCCACCCACCCUGGAUGGCUCCGCCUUCCUCAGUCACAUGGUCCAGUUCCUGCAGGAGAACCUUCUCCUCAUCCUCGUCAGCUCCUCCCUCCUUGCCAUCGUCGUCCUCGUCGUCUGCUGCGCGGCCGUGAUGAGCCGCAGGAGGAAGGGCAACGCCUACUACCCUUCCUCCUUCCCUCCCAAGAUGUACGUGGACCAGAAGGACAAGGCCGGGGGUACCAGGCCCUUCAACGAAGUGCCCGAGAAGCCCUCCGACACGCCGCCCGGUGAGCCGGUGGAUUCCGGCAAGCAGCUCCAGGCUGACAUCAUGAAGGCCGUGAAGAACCUCCGCACACCCACGAAGACUCCUCUCAACCAGGCGGCGGUUGGCAGGAGUCUGGAGGUCAGUCUUCCUCCUCGGGCAGAGGAGGAAAGCAUCCCAGACAGCGAGGAGUCAGAGCCGUGUGACCCAGAGGAUCCAGAGGAGCCGUCGGAGGGCGAGGGCCAACUGAGCAGCAGCCCAGAGCCGGCUGUGAUGCCGGCUCUGAUCCCGGCUGUGACGCCGGCUGCGAUGCCGGCUGCGAUGCCGGCUGCGACGCCGGCUGAGCAGCCAGACCUCCAGGAACACCACGACUCAGCGAAGCCUCCUUCUGGAAGGCCAAAUUCACCAGCCAGGCAGGAGGAGAGGCCUUCCUCUCCAGACACAGAGAAUGACUCAUCAGCAAGCGUCCAGAUGAUCACUGGAGAAAAAACUGCCUUUUAGUAGGACUGAGCAUGAAAGAUCUUUUGCGGUUUGCUACCUUUUGAACCCAUUAAGUGACAAUCUUCAGCAUUCAGCUUCGUGAACUGCAACACUUUUCCUAAAGAGCUAGUUUAUUUUGAAGCACAAAUACUCUGCAGAAAUCUGUCAGGAGAGGGCGAUUAGAACGAAAUAGGAUGUUUUAUCAUUCCCUGAUGAACACAUUUUAAGAUUUGUUUGUAUAAAAGCAUUUACUUUCAAAUGGACAAAAGUAAUACUGGCUGUGUGGAGAUGGCUAACAAAAGGUUUUGCUCAGAAGAUUUUGCCACUAAAUGCUGUUUAAUGAAGCUCAACAUCACAAUUGCUUGUAUUUUAAAUACAAUUAUACCUCACCGGUUUAAAGUAUAUUUUUGUAUUUCAUGUUCAGUGGCUGCCAAGUGCGUUUGGUGGAUAUAGGGCUGCACCUAAAUAAAUGAAAAAUGCACACACAAA